AUGGCUCGCUCGUUACCCAGACUCGUCGCUGCCAGUUGGCUGGUAGGCCAAGCAGCUGCGGCCACGGUCACUCACGACUUCAAUAUCACAUGGGUCAAUCGGAAUCCCGACAAGAUGAUGGACAGGCCGGUCAUUGGGAUCAACAAUGAGUGGCCUAUCCCUGUCCUCAACUUCACGAAGGGCGACAAUGUUGUCAUCAACGUGAACAACCAGCUUGGUAACCAAAGCACAAGCUUACAUUUUCACGGCCUCUUCCAAAAUGGCACCAACGAGAUGGACGGGCCGCCAGCUGUGACCCAGUGCCCAAUUGAGCCAGGCUCGACAUUCACGUACAACUUUACAAUUGAGCAGCCCGGUACAUACUGGUAUCACUCUCACAGCCGAGGACAGUACCCGGAUGGACUUCGUGGUCAAUUCGUCGUGCACGACCCAGAGAACCCUUACUCGGACAUGUAUGAUGAGGAAGUCAGCAUUACCCUCUCCGACUGGUACCACGACCAGAUGCCUGGUCUCCUGGAUGGCUUUAUUAGCGUCACCAACCCGACCGGUGCUGAGCCCGUGCCCAACUCUGCCCUGAUGAAUGAGACUCAGAACUUCACGCUCAAUGUUCAGGCAGGACAGAAAUACUUCUUCCGUAUGACAAACGUUGGAGCAUUUGCCAGUCAGUACUUCUGGAUCGAAGGACACAAUAUGACCAUUAUCGAAGUCGAUGGUGUCUACACGGAGCCAGCUGAGGCGGAGAUGAUCUACAUCACUGCUGCCCAGCGCUACGGUUUCAUCGUGGAAGCCAAGAACGACACUUCAGCAAACUUCGCCAUGGUUGGCAGCAUGGACACUGACCUCUUCGACUCCUUCUCGCCUGACCUUCAAUACAACGUCACUGGCUGGUUGGUUUAUGAUCAGUCAAAGGACCUGCCGGAACCUGCGGUCUUGGAUAGCUGGGAUGCUCAGUUCGAUGAUGUUGAUUUGGUGCCGCAGGAUGGCGAGGAACUCUAUGGCGAGCCUGCGAUGUCCUUCGACCUUGACCUGCAGAUGGAUAACCUGGGGGAUGGCGCCAACUAUGCCUUCUUCAACGGCAUUACCUACGUCCGGCCGAAGGUGCCGACUCUUUACAGCGCGCUGACUACGGGGAACUACGCUACCAAUGCCAGUGUCUACGGCCGCGACACCAACUCGUUCGUGCUGCCACACAACGCGAUCAUUCAGAUCGUCCUCAACAGCAACGACCCAGGCAAGCACCCCUUCCACUUGCACGGGCACAACUUCCAGGUCCUUUACCGAAGCCCCGACGACUGGGGCUUCUACGACCCGAACAACCGCACCGACUUCCCGGCCAAACCGAUGCGACGGGACACCUUCUGGGUCAGGCCUAAUGGCAAUUUUGUCGUGAGAUUUCGCGCAGAUAACCCUGGGAUUUGGCUCUUCCACUGUCAUCUCGAGUGGCAUCUUGCCAGCGGCCUCGUUGCCACGAUGGUGGAGGCCCCACUGGAGAUGCAAAAGAAGCUCACACUGCCUCAGAACCACCUCGACGUUUGCAAGGCUGCAGACAUGCCCAUUGCAGGCAACGCCGCAGCCAACACCGUCGACAUAUUGGACCUUGAUGGGCAGAACAUGAGCAUAGCUCCGCUGCCAUCGGGCUUCACGGCAAAGGGCUAUGUCGCCCUUGUGUUCAGCUGCGUCGCCGCCUUCCUCGGUAUUGCCGCGGUAGCAUGGUACGGCGCCGCUCCACUCAGCGCAGCAGAGAUGGCGCAAACGAAGCGAUUUGUCGCAAAGGCAGGCGGUAGCACGACGUGA
This is a messenger RNA of Zasmidium cellare ATCC 36951, 1794 nucleotides long. Its product is annotated as multicopper oxidase. NCBI's taxonomy places the organism in Eukaryota, Fungi, Ascomycota, Dothideomycetes, Mycosphaerellales, Mycosphaerellaceae. The record is from RefSeq and is a predicted model, not a curated record. Gene Ontology annotation, biological process: cellular response to iron ion starvation; reductive iron assimilation. The transcript has 3 exons. Gene Ontology annotation, molecular function: ferroxidase activity; copper ion binding. Gene Ontology annotation, cellular component: high-affinity iron permease complex. Bases 1 to 1794 code for a protein of 597 amino acids.